Biomphalaria glabrata is the source of this 1410-nucleotide messenger RNA. RefSeq names its product chymotrypsin-like serine proteinase. The transcript is spliced from 6 exons. Gene Ontology annotation, molecular function: serine-type endopeptidase activity. Gene Ontology annotation, biological process: proteolysis. The record is from RefSeq and is a predicted model, not a curated record. The coding region runs from base 311 to 1204 and encodes 297 amino acids. NCBI's taxonomy places the organism in Eukaryota, Metazoa, Mollusca, Gastropoda, Planorbidae.
UCUAUUUAUGAUCCGCCUUCUAUAAAUGUAGUCUUUGUCCACGAAGUUUUGUUUGUCCUCACCCUCCACUUGAAUUGUCUCCCUUACAUUGACUUGUUUUAUUGAAAAGGCAAAACUACAUUUAAAAUGUCCAUUUGAAAUCACAAACUGUAUUUCCUCAAGCUAAUUUGAGCUCAACGUAUUAAACAGAGCUCGUUUAAAUGUGAUGGAAUUAACUCGAGCUCACUGUCAGCUUAAUUCAAGACCGACUUUGAAACCAAAAGAGACAGGGCAUUGAUUCGUUUAUUUCAAUUGGUCAUAAAAGGCAGAUAUGGUUAUUUGUCAUAAGAUCAAGAUUUGGUCAAAGCCUAACACAACACUUACUAUGUAUUUGUUACUUUUAAACAGUUUGUUGAUUUUGAUUAUUGGCUUCAAUGAGAGCAACGGACGUGCACUAGAUUCUUCUAAGCUACAAAAGCGUAUUAUCAGUGGUGAGGAUGCCAAACUUUUCCAAAUUCCUUAUGUAGCAGCAGUUACAAUAAGAAAAGACAAUGCUUGGUAUGCCAUCUGUACAGGAGUUUUGGUAACUGAAAAUAAGGUUCUUACUGCAGCACAUUGCGUCGAAAAAUUUACCGCCAGCAAUUUUCUUAUUUUUGUUGGAGUUAUACGCUUUUACGGACCAUACAGCGGGUACGAACAGUUCAGCUAUGUCUCAAAAAUCGAUGUACAUGAUGGAGAUAUGGGUUCGAAUCCUGGUCUUCCUCUAUGCGAUUUAGCUGUGUUAACGUUGGCUGUUCCAGCCAUACUUACUCGGAAUGUCCAGGUUGUCCAGCUCUCAGCUAAUAGCGCUCUCUACUUCAAUACAGAAUGCACCAUAACUGGCUGGGGUAUUACCAAGGAAGGCACGCAAAACAUUCCAAACUAUCUCCAAAAAGGAGAAACAACACUCAUCUCUACAAUGGAGUGCGAGACCUAUUGGCCAAUUAUGAGAGAAGAAUUAAAUGCAGGAACUAUUAUUUGCGUUUUAGACAAAUAUGAAAGUCCCUCUAGGAGUACCACUAUUUGUAAUGGUGACAGUGGCGGCCCUCUGCUGUGUGGACCAAAUAGAGAUGUGCUAGUUGGUAUUGCUGUUGCUAAAAUAUCGAAUUGCGACGGUACUUGGCCUCAAUUUUACUUGGAUAUUUCAAGGUUCCGCAGCUGGGUGGCAAACAAAUUAUCUUCUUGAGACUACCUUUCAUGAAUUUCCUGAUAGAAAGACGCCAUACACUGUGUCAAUUUAUUUUCUAAAAAAUCACUUAUUACAUUAUUAAAUGGAAAAUAUCGAAUUAAUUUUUUUUUUGUUGAAAGUUUGAAGAAUUAACAUAUAGUGAAUACUUGUGCAACAGUACUUGUGAUACAUUAAUGACUUUGACUUAAAUUAUACAUUUUUAA